AUGGUAGCCCUGGAUCUAGAGAAGGCGUACAACCGAACCUGGAUUCCAUUAGUUCUUAAAACACUAGCUGACUGGGGGGUAGACGGCAACCUGCUGCACUUUGUUCAAAACUUCGCGACAAACCGGACCUUUGAGGUAAAAGUCGGGAACACCAGCUCCAGGCGCCUUCAUGAUGAAACUGGUGUACCUCAAGGUUCCGUCUUAGCCGUCACCCUCUUCCUGAUAGCGAUGAACAGCCUGUUCCGGGUUAUACCGAAGGGAGUAUGCGUAUUCACGUAUGCGGACGACAUCCUUUUGGUAGUGGUGGGGAACACGCACAGGGCACCACGCAUCAAGAUCCAGGCAGCUAUGCUAUCGAGUGGUCACAUGGUGGUAUGUAGUCACAAACACCAAGGUUGCAAUUCAGGAGUCAAAAUCUACAACGACCGCAUUCCCCGCCGUAGAACGUUGAGAAUCCUGGGAGUGGUGGUCGAUUGCAACCUGAACUUCCAGCACCAUUUCGACGAGGUGAAGAAAAGCUGUGCCACCCGGUUAAACCUCUUAAAAACCAUCUCCAAACCUCACCGAAGUAACAACCGAACGAUCCGUUUACGGGUGGCCAAAGCCAUCAUCAAUAGCCGCCUCACCUACGGUCUCGAAGUGACAUGCCUGGCCAGAGAUAAACUCCUAAAAACUCUAUCACCGAUUUACAACAAUGCACUACGGAUUAUCUCUGGUCUGCUACCAUCAACACCAGCAGCCUCGGUAUGCGCCGAAAUAGGAGAACCUCCGUUUGACAUUUUUGUGGACGCGGCGAUAGUUUCCAGAACUGCGAGCUUUCUCGCUAAAACCAGUGGAGGUAAGGAGACACACCUGACUGUCUUAACGAACGAAAUCUUGCAGCAGGUGACACACUCAAACCUCCCAUCGAUAGCUAAACAGCUUUGGUUUGAGACUAACGACUGGAGGUUGCCGGUGGUCCAAGUGGAUGAUACAAUCAGGAACAACUUUCGAGCUGGGGCGAGCUCUGUGGGUCUGAAGCAAACCUUUGUCGAACUUGUCUCAAGAAAAUAUCACAAUUAUGAAAUUCGAUACACGGACGGUUCCAAAGGGAUGCAAGGAGUUGGUUUCGGGGUAAGCGGUCAUAAUAACUCUCUUAUUUCUAGCAAGAAGCUCGUCGACAUUUGCCAGGUUUUCUCGGCCGAAGCUGCCGGAAUAUUUGAAAAUGCCACUAUACCGUCAAGCAAAUCGAUCCUGAUAGUUACCGACUCGGCUAGCGUCAUCGAUGCCGUUGGCGCGGCUAUAACUAGGCACCCAUGGAUACAAGCUAUCAGGAGGUAUCUGCUGCCGGAUACAGUCCUCAUGUGGGUCCCCGGACAUAGUGGUAUAUGUCCGCGGACACAGUGGUCCCCGGACAUAGCGGCAAUGAAGCGGCCGACCGUUUUGCUGGAAUCGGUCACCUUGGACAACUUUUGA
Molecule: messenger RNA, 1455 nt
Organism: Toxorhynchites rutilus septentrionalis
Lineage: Eukaryota; Metazoa; Arthropoda; Insecta; Diptera; Culicidae
Exons: 2
Coding region: 1-1455 (484 amino acids)
Molecular function (GO): nucleic acid binding
Source: RefSeq, a predicted model, not a curated record